AUCAUCUUCAUUACCGGGAGAGGGGCACCCCUCCUUCCUCUCCCCUCCCCUCUCCCCUGCCCCCUCCCCCCCAUUAACAGCUGGCCGCAGCUGGCAAAGGAAGCCCCGAUUACAGAGGAAGGGAAAGUGCUCACAAGUCUGGGCAGGGGCUGAGGCGCUUGCUGUCUCUCCCACUCAUGGUUUCAGGUGUCCAUAAAAUAUGAGGGGGUACCCCUUUCUGCUGCUGCUAUACCUAGGAUUGACCAAUUGCUUGGACACCUCGCCUGGUGAGGAGAAAGACCAAGAAGUCUUCCUGGACUCCCCAGAGGCCCAGAGCUUUCUAGGAAGCCGUAGCCGGAUUCCACGAGCCAAUCACUGGGACCUGGAACUGCUCACACCAGGGAACCUGGAACGGGAGUGUCGUGAGGAGCGGUGUUCCUGGGAGGAGGCGCGGGAGUAUUUCGAGGACAAUACUCUGACAGAGCGCUUUUGGGAGAGCUACAUCUACAAUGGCAAAGGAGGGCGUGGACGAGUGGACGUAGCAGGCCUGGCUGUGGGGCUGACAUCUGGCAUCCUGCUCAUUGUCCUGGCCAGCUUGGGAGCCUUUUGGUAUCUGCAUUGCCGACGAGGUGGAGGCCAGCAGCCCUGUCCCCAAGAGGCUGAGCUCAUUAACCCCCUGAGUCCCCUGGGUGAUCUAGCCCCGCCGACGCCCCUGCCUCCACCCCCACCUCCACCCCCAGGCCUCCCCACCUACGAGCAGGCACUGGCGGCCUCUGGGGUGCACGACGCACCUCCGCCCCCCUACAGCAGCCUCAGGAGGCCUCGCUGAGGAGCUGCUUCGGAGCCGAGGUUCCCCAGACUCACAGCGGAUUCCAGAGCCCCCAGGCCUCUUAAACUACAUAGCUGAGCUCGGGGAGUGGUGGGAGUAAGGGGGUCAUCCUUCCCGAGGCCUACCCUGGCACACGUGUUUCCGCCGAAUACGGACGCACGCAUAUCCCCGGCCAACGUGUUCCCUCGUCCCGGCUACUCGCGGGCCCCCCCACGCUUUGACUGUGGGGGUACCCGCCAGCCCCCAGGGUAGGCGUGCGUGGAAACUCGGACCGCAGCGCAUAGGUUGGGUAUACCCACUCGCGUGAGUGAGCAGGUGUGACAAGGCCAUCGCCCUUCAGUGCCACGGGCCACGCACACGCAGGGCCCUGCUUAUGCACACACAUGUUUUCGUACGCUCUCGGGCGCCCUGCAACCCAGGGAAAGGGUGGGGGGCACACUUGCAAGCGUGCUUUUCGUGGGCGAGCUCUCAUUGCACCGGGAGACUGGAGUUGAGCUCCUCUCGUAAAUGAAAAUCCUUUGUAAAAGAGACACAAAGUGAAACAACGCAAAAAAAUAAAAUAAAAUAAACUGAAUUGCAUUCCCGGGCGCAUCUGCGCGCGGCGGA
This is a messenger RNA of Nyctereutes procyonoides (raccoon dog), 1414 nucleotides long. It is a transcript of the gene PRRG2, whose product is annotated as proline rich and Gla domain 2. The coding region runs from base 200 to 808 and encodes 202 amino acids. Gene Ontology annotation, cellular component: extracellular region. Gene Ontology annotation, molecular function: calcium ion binding. The transcript is spliced from 7 exons. The record is from RefSeq and is a predicted model, not a curated record. Lineage: Eukaryota; Metazoa; Chordata; Mammalia; Carnivora; Canidae.